CCCGCGGCUCCGCCCCCUGGCGCGGCCCUUCGGCUGCUUGGCAAGACUGCCUCGCUCGCUCUCAUUGCCGGGCAGCAGCAGCGCGAGGUGUUCGUGCGGCAGGAUGAGUGCAGGCUCUGAUCCCGUGGUCAUCGUCUCGGCGGCGCGGACCCCCAUAGGCUCCUUCAAUGGUGCCCUAGCCACCGUCCCUGCCCAUGACCUGGGCUCAUCUGUCAUCAAAGAAGUCCUGAGGAGGGCCGCUGUGGCUCCCGAAGAGGUGUCGGAGGUCAUAUUUGGACACGUUUUGGCGGCAGGUUGUGGGCAAAAUCCUGUUCGACAGGCCAGUAUGGGUGCAGGAAUCCCUUACGCCGUUCCAGCGUGGAGCUGCCAAAUGGUCUGUGGGUCAGGCCUAAAAGCCGUGUGUCUUGCAGCACAGUCAAUAGGGAUCGGAGACUCCAGCAUUGUGGUGGCAGGAGGCAUGGAAAGUAUGAGCAAGGCUCCUCACUUGGUUCACUUGAGGGCAGGAGUCAAGAUCGGGGGAAAUGCCAUUGGCCGACAGCAUCCUCUGUGA
This is a messenger RNA of Canis lupus familiaris (dog), 550 nucleotides long. RefSeq names its product acetyl-CoA acetyltransferase, cytosolic-like. Gene Ontology annotation, molecular function: acetyl-CoA C-acetyltransferase activity. Lineage: Eukaryota; Metazoa; Chordata; Mammalia; Carnivora; Canidae. The coding region runs from base 104 to 550 and encodes 148 amino acids. The record is from RefSeq and is a predicted model, not a curated record. The transcript is spliced from 4 exons. Gene Ontology annotation, biological process: fatty acid beta-oxidation.